Molecule: messenger RNA, 2439 nt
Organism: Etheostoma spectabile (orangethroat darter)
Lineage: Eukaryota; Metazoa; Chordata; Actinopteri; Perciformes; Percidae
Gene: lrrc23
Product: leucine rich repeat containing 23
Exons: 8
Coding region: 413-1375 (320 amino acids)
Molecular function (GO): protein binding
Source: RefSeq, a predicted model, not a curated record
UCUUGCGGCUGUUUCCAUGGCAACAACAACAAACGCAAUUUUUGGUUUGCUCAGUCAGACGUCAACUGCAGUUACCUUUAGUUAACACUAAUGUUAGCUUCUAGCUACUUCUUACAAUUACUAAGUAAGUUAACGUUGUUUGUUGCAUUUUGCAUCUUUAUAAUAGUUACAAAACUGAACAGGUUAACGUUAACUAACCUAGCUAGCUACUGCAGCUAACUUGAUAGCACUAACGCUAGCUUCACAUAACUUACUUGCAUUAGCUGGAUAACCCAGUUAGUUCAUACGACGCUUAAACUGAAUGCAGUGUGACUAGCGAGCUCGUUUACCGCUUGUCAGCUGAGUUAGCUACCAACUGGUCCGCUGCAGUGACCCAUUACUUUUUGUGAUAACACGGGCCAGUUUGACCACAAUGUCUGACAUGGAUGAAGAUGAAGUGUUGUCCGAUGGAACGUUAGACGGAGAGGAAGAAACGCAUCAAGGACCUGGAGAGGACGAAAAGGUACAGGUUUGCCAUUUGACCCAAGAAACCAUAAGUCAGGGGCUCUCAUUGCUGUGCCGAACAGGAAAUGGUCUUGGACAUGCAUUUGUCAAAGUGGACCUAAAAGACAAAGGACUGAAUGACAUUGCCGCAAUCAGCAGUUACACACACCUCCGUUUUCUGGAUUUAUCCAACAACCACCUUGUUGAUCUUGCUCCUCUGGCAUCUCUGACUCAGCUACUCUGGCUGAAGGUUGACAAUAAUGCUGUAUCAUGCUUCAAAGGGCAACCUUUCGGUCAGUUGACCUUCUUGCAGUGGCUGAGUAUGGCAGUGAACUGGCUAAAAGACCUGGAUGGCCUGGUCGGGCCUGCCUUGGAAAGCCUCAAUCUUACAGGUAAUGGUAUUCAGAGAGUGAACGACCUUCAGUGUGGCUGUUUUGCUAACCUGGUAACUCUAGAGCUGAGGGGAAACCACUUGGAAACCACGGAUGGCAUCAACUUUCCCAACCUGCGACGAUUAUAUCUGGCCCAAAAUGUUAUCAAGGAUCUGAAAGGUUUAGAAAGGCUAGAGCGCCUCACCACUCUUCAUCUUCGAGACAACCAGCUAGAUUCUCUGGAUGGCCUCAGCCCCAACAUGAAGUGUCUCCAAUACCUCAAUGUCAGAGGCAAUUUAAUUUUAGAUGAGAGUGCCCUGCAAUGCCUUGGCCUUGUGUCAAAAACUCUGCGGGCUUUGGUUGUUUCUGAGAAUCCUCUAGUGGAAACGACAGACUACCGGCUGAGUGUACUGAUUCUUCUGCCACAGCUGGAGCGGCUUGACAAAGAUCUUGUCUCCGAAGAGGAAAAGACUGAGGCCCGGGAGAGAAUCAAGGAACUUAAAGAAGAGGAAAUUUCCUGAGCCACAAUAAAUGCAAUGAUGGCCAGAAUGAGGAAGUGUUUGACUUCCUUGAGAACACACACUUGGUGUGUAUAUGUGGGUUCUGUGAUUGUGUUGUAGGAGAAGCGUUGUAUCUCUUGUAUGAUGCACUUUGUAUCUGUAAAUGUGUACGCUAGGGUUGCUUGUGUCAUGUUCUUACACUAUUACAGCCAAUCUAUUUUUUUGAAUAAUAAAAUAAAAAAUAAAAAUGUUGAAUGCAUCCAUUGAUAUGUGCAAAUGCAAAUUAUCAGCUAAAGUUACAAAGCACUGUGCCAGUGACGAAUGCAUAAGAAAUGAAGGAGUGUUUGUAUUGCUGGAAAAACUGUCCUGUGUUUGCCUGAGUAAGGAUGAGAGGGCAAAACCUGACACCAUUUCCCUGUUGGCAGACAUCCAGCUUUAGCUUUAAGGGAAUAGUGACAUGCAAUGGAUAUAAACAAAUCACCAUAUGUAGUCUUUACUGUCCAACUACAAAGUGUGUUUCUGAUUAAUAGUAGUAAUCUGAAGAUAUCAAUAUUUCCACACCUCACCAUCAUAGUGUUGCCAAAAAGAAGGAACAAUAUUUCAUAGAUUCUUUGGCCAAAACCAAGACAAAUGAAAAGAAAUCAUCUGAAUAAAAAUGUUGACCAUUUUAUUAAGUCUAAAGCGGUGGGUGCAAUUCGUUUCGUUGUAGGCUAUUCCUUGAUAAUUUCCCAACAAAGACAUAAACGUUACCUAGUUCCAUACAUUUUCGUUACCUGAUAUAAUACUUGUGUGUUAUGUCCAUAUAUUGGUAAUUUUCUCAUUAAAAGGUGAAAUGAUAAGAACUAAGUCACCACAGAUCUGUAACUGUAAUAAACUGAGAAAUGACUUGAGGAAGCAGCGCCUCAUGCGCAACUAGCCCCACAGCUGUUCCUCCAAUGAUUGGAUUAGGUGGGAGUGGCAGUUAGAGGAGACAUAAGUCCCCUCCUCAUUGCUUCCGCCUCCUCCUCGGUUGUACUUACCUCGGGCAGCUAACAGCGGCGUGGCGCAGCUUUGAACCUACUACCCCGGGAAGCAGCAGUGUGACU